Messenger RNA from Echinops telfairi (small Madagascar hedgehog), 4938 nucleotides. RefSeq names its product myosin-4-like. The transcript has 31 exons. NCBI's taxonomy places the organism in Eukaryota, Metazoa, Chordata, Mammalia, Afrosoricida, Tenrecidae. Gene Ontology annotation, cellular component: myosin complex. Gene Ontology annotation, molecular function: actin filament binding; cytoskeletal motor activity; ATP binding. The coding region runs from base 1 to 4938 and encodes 1645 amino acids. The record is from RefSeq and is a predicted model, not a curated record.
AUGAGUGGGGGUUCCGACGCGGAGAUGGCGGUUUUUGGGGAGGCUGCUCCUUACCUCCGAAAGUCGGAGAAGGAGCGGAUCGAGGCCCAGAACAAGCCUUUCGAUGCUAAGACAUCCGUCUUCGUCGCGGAACCCAAGGAGUCCUAUGUGAAGAGUACUGUGCAAAGCAAGGAAGGAGGCAGAGUCAUGGUCAAGACUGAAGGUGGAGCCGUAAAUCUGCUAGAAAAGUCUAGAGUUACUUUCCAGCUAAAGGCAGAAAGAAGCUACCAUAUUUUUUAUCAGAUCACGUCCAAUAAGAAGCCAGAUUUAAUUGAAAUGCUCCUGAUCACCACCAACCCGUAUGACUAUGCCUUCAUAAGUCAGGGAGAGAUCACAGUGCCCAGCAUUGAUGACCAGGAGGAGCUGAUGGCCACCGAUAGUGCCAUUGACAUCUUGGGAUUUAGUCCUGAAGAGAAAGUGUCCAUCUAUAAGCUCACGGGGGCCGUGAUGCACUACGGGAACAUGAAGUUCAAACAAAAGCAACGCGAGGAGCAAGCUGAGCCAGAUGGCACCGAAGUUGCUGACAAGGCAGCCUAUCUCCAGAGUCUGAACUCUGCUGACCUGCUCAAAGCCCUCUGCUACCCCAGGGUGAAGGUCGGCAACGAGUACGUCACCAAGGGUCAGACUGUGCAGCAGGUGUACAACGCAGUGGGUGCUCUGGGCAAAGCCGUCUACGAGAAGAUGUUCCUGUGGAUGGUCACCCGCAUCAACCAGCAGCUGGACACCAAGCAGCCCAGGCAGUACUUCAUCGGGGUGCUGGACAUCGCUGGCUUCGAGAUCUUUGAUUUCAACAGCCUGGAGCAGCUGUGCAUCAACUUCACCAACGAGAAGCUGCAGCAGUUCUUCAACCACCACAUGUUCGUGCUGGAGCAGGAGGAGUACAAGAAGGAGGGCAUCGAGUGGACCUUCAUCGACUUCGGGAUGGACCUGGCUGCCUGCAUCGAGCUCAUCGAGAAGCCGCUGGGCAUCUUCUCCAUCCUGGAGGAGGAGUGCAUGUUCCCCAAGGCCACGGACACCUCCUUCAAGAACAAGCUGUACGACCAGCACCUGGGCAAGUCCAACAACUUCCAGAAGCCCAAGGUGGUGAAGGGCAGGGCCGAGGCCCACUUUGCGCUGAUCCACUAUGCCGGCACAGUGGACUACAACAUCACCGGCUGGCUGGACAAGAACAAGGACCCCCUGAAUGACACGGUGGUCGGGUUGUACCGGAAAUCUGCAAUGAAGACUCUGGCCAGUCUCUUCUCCACGUAUGCCAGUGCUGAAGCAGACAGUGGUGCAAAGAAAGGCGCUAAGAAGAAGGGCUCUUCAUUCCAGACGGUGUCUGCUCUCUUCAGGGAGAACUUGAACAAGCUGAUGACCAACUUGAGAAGCACUCACCCCCACUUCGUGCGGUGCAUCAUCCCCAAUGAGACCAAGACUCCCGGGGCCAUGGAGCAUGCACUUGUCCUGCAUCAGCUGAGGUGUAAUGGCGUGCUUGAAGGCAUCAGGAUCUGCAGGAAAGGCUUCCCAAGCAGGAUCCUGUAUGGUGAUUUUAAACAAAGAUACAAGGUAUUAAACGCCAGCGCUAUUCCGGAGGGACAGUUCAUUGACAGCAAGAAAGCAUCGGAGAAGCUACUUGCCUCUAUUGAUAUAGAUCACACCCAAUACAAAUUUGGACACACUAAGGUGUUCUUCAAAGCUGGCCUCCUGGGCCUCCUGGAAGAAAUGAGAGAUGAAAAAUUGGCCCAGAUUAUAACAAGAACUCAAGCAGUCUGUCGGGGAUUCCUAAUGAGGGUCGAAUACCAGAAGAUGUUACAAAGAAGGGAAGCCCUGUUCUGCAUCCAGUACAACGUCCGCGCCUUCAUGAACGUCAAGCACUGGCCCUGGAUGAAGCUGUUCUUCAAGAUCAAGCCCCUGCUGAAGAGCGCAGAGACCGAGAAGGAGAUGGCCAUGAUGAAGGAGGAGUUUGCCAAAACCAAAGAAGAGCUCGCCAAGUCAGAGGCCAAACGGAAGGAGCUGGAGGAAAAGAUGGUCACUCUCUUAAAAGAGAAAAACGACCUGCAACUCCAGGUUCAGUCUGAAGCCGAUGCCUUGGCUGACGCAGAAGAAAGAUGUGAGCAACUGAUUAAAAAUAAGAUCCAGCUGGAGGCCAAGAUCAAAGAGGUGACAGAGAGGGCUGAGGACGAGGAGGAGAUCAACGCCGAGCUGACGGCCAAGAAGAGGAAGCUGGAGGAUGAAUGCUCCGAGCUCAAGAAAGACAUAGACGACCUGGAGCUGACACUGGCCAAGGUGGAGAAGGAGAAACAUGCCACGGAGAACAAGGAAAACGACAAACAGCAACUGGAUGAAAAGCUUAAAAAGAAAGAAUUUGAAAUCAGCAAUCUGAUCAGCAAAAUUGAAGAUGAACAAGUGGUAGAAGUUCAACUACAAAAGAAGAUCAAAGAAUUGCAGGCCCGCAUGGAAGAGCUGGAGGAGGAAAUCGAGGCAGAGCGGGCCUCCAGGGCCAAAGCCGAGAAGCAGCGCUCUGACCUGGCCAGGGAGCUGGAGGAGAUCAGCGAGCGGCUGGAAGAAGCCGGAGGGGCAACGUCCGCCCAGAUUGAGAUGAACAAGAAGCGGGAGGCGGAGUUCCAGAAAAUGCGCAGGGACCUGGAAGAGGCCACCCUGCAGCACGAGGCCACCGCGGCCACCCUGAGGAAGAAGCACGCGGACAGCGUGGCCGAGCUCGGGGAGCAGAUCGACAACCUGCAGCGGGUCAAGCAGAAGCUGGAGAAGGAGAAGAGCGAGCUGAAGAUGGAGCUGGACGACCUGAGCAGCAACUCAGAGGCCAUCUCCAAAGCCAAGGGAAACCUGGAAAAGAUGUGCCGGACACUGGAAGAUCAAGUGAGUGAACUCAAGGGGAAAGAGGAAGAGCAGCAGCGGUGCAUCAAUGACCUGUCCACACAGAGGGCACGCUUGCAGGCAGAAGCAGGCGAAUAUUCCCGACAAUUAGAUGAGAAAGAUGCGCUAGUAUCUCAGCUUUCAAGGAGCAAACAAGCAUCCUCUCAGCAGAUUGAGGAGCUGAAACGUCAGCUAGAGGAAGAAACAAAGGCCAAGAACGCCCUGGCCCACGCCCUGCAGUCCUCGCGCCAUGACGGUGACCUGCUGCGGGAACAGUAUGAGGAGGAGCAGGAGUCCAAGGCCGAGCUGCAGCGGGCCCUGUCCAAGGCCAACAGUGAGGUGGCCCAGUGGAGGACCAAAUACGAGACGGACGCCAUCCAGCGCACAGAGGAGCUGGAGGAGGCCAAGAAGAAGCUGGCCCAGCGUCUCCAGGAUGCCGAAGAGCACGUGGAGGCGGUGAACGCCAAAUGCGCUUCCCUCGAGAAGACGAAGCAGCGGCUCCAGAACGAGGUGGAGGACCUCAUGCUGGACGUGGAGAGAACCAACGCGGCCUGCGCGGCGCUGGACAAGAAGCAAAGGAACUUUGACAAGAUCCUGGCAGAAUGGAGACAGAAGUACGAGGAGACGCAGGCGGAACUGGAAGCCUCUCAGAAGGAGGCCCGCUCCCUCAGCACCGAGCUGUUCAAGGUGAAGAACGCCUACGAGGAGUCCCUGGACCACCUGGAGACCCUGAAGCGGGAGAACAAGAACCUGCAGCAUGAGAUUUCAGACCUCACUGAGCAGAUUGCUGAGGGAGGGAAGCAGAUUCAUGAAUUGGAGAAAAUAAAGAAGCAAGUGGAACAAGAAAAAUGUGACAUUCAGGCUGCCUUAGAAGAAGCAGAGGCUUCUCUUGAACACGAAGAAGGGAAGAUCCUGCGCAUCCAGCUGGAGCUGAACCAAGUCAAGUCGGAGAUCGAUAGGAAAAUUGCAGAAAAGGAUGAGGAAAUCGACCAGCUCAAGAGGAACCACGUCCGCGUGGUGGAGUCCAUGCAGAGCACGCUGGACGCCGAGAUCAGGAGCAGGAACGACGCCCUCAGGGUCAAGAAGAAGAUGGAGGGAGAUCUCAACGAGAUGGAGAUCCAGCUGAACCACGCCAACCGAUUGGCUGCAGAGAGCCUGAGAAACUACCGGAACACGCAGGGCAUCCUCAAGGAGACCCAGCUGCACCUGGACGAUGCCCUGCGGGGCCAGGAGGACCUGAAGGAGCAGCUGGCCAUUGUGGAGCGCAGAGGCAGCCUGCUGCAGGCCGAGGUGGAGGAGCUGCGGGCCUCCCUGGAGCAGACAGAGCGGAGCAGGAAGAUCGCCGAGCAGGAGCUGCUGGAUGCCAGUGAGCGCGUCCAGCUCCUGCACACCCAGAACACCAGCCUGAUCAACACCAAGAAAAAACUGGAAAAUGAUGUUUCACAACUUCAGAGUGAAGUGGAAGAAGUCGUUCAAGAAUCACGCAACGCAGAAGAGAAGGCCAAGAAGGCCAUCACUGAUGCGGCCAUGAUGGCCGAGGAGCUGAAGAAGGAGCAGGACACGAGUGCCCACCUGGAGCGGAUGAAGAAGAACCUGGAGCAGACGGUGAAGGACCUGCAGCACCGGCUGGAUGAGGCGGAGCAGCUGGCCCUCAAGGGGGGCAAGAAGCAGAUCCAGAAGCUGGAGGCCAGGGUACGUGAGCUUGAAGGAGAAGUUGAAAAUGAACAGAAGCGUAACGCUGAGUCUGUGAAAGGUUUACGGAAACACGAGAGAAGAGUGAAGGAACUCACCUACCAGACGGAGGAAGAUCGCAAGAAUGUUCUCAGGCUGCAAGACUUGGUAGAUAAACUGCAGGCAAAGGUGAAAUCAUACAAGAGACAAGCUGAGGAAGCCGAGGAGCAAUCCAACGCUAAUCUGGCCAAGUUCCGCAAGAUCCAGCACGAGCUGGAGGAGGCCGAGGAGCGGGCUGACAUUGCCGAGUCCCAGGUGAACAAGCUGCGGGUCAGGAGCCGGGAGGUGCACGCCAAGAUCGGCACCGAGUAA